GCAACCAGGGUGGGCUUCGCCUCAGAGCGCUAAACCACAACGGCUGGCUGAUCCGGGUCGGGCAUGUCUCAGGCGAACGUUCAUUAUUUUGAUUUGUAGCCUUAAGGAAAACCGCAACGUGGGGAAUGGGUUGGCCGGUUUGUUAACUCGCCGCUGGUUUCUUGGGCAGUUUUGUUUUUUAAUUUUCAAACUUUCCCUAAGUGUCAAGACGGGCCCCGCUGAGUCUCGUCUGCCACGUAGUACGAGCAACACUUGAACUUUGCGGGGAAACGCGCAUCUUCACCUCAUCCGGAGAUUCCUCCUCAGCCCCGCCCGUCCCGCUUCUCGCCGCCUCCUUAAAAAGCUGGGAGCAAAUCUCGGGCUUCGCGCCAAAUUCCAAACGCCAAGUGAGAGACACCCCCCACCCAAUCCGCCCGCAUACCCAGGGGGAGGGAGGGAGGGGGGGACGUUCACGCACGUCUCCUGAAGGCGGUGACGUCACAAACCCACUCCGUCCCUCGCGCCCGCUGUCCCUUCCGAGCAGUCCGCGUUGGGCGUUCGCAGACCCGCGCGCCUCGCUAGACGCUCCGUCGUUCCUCCUCCUCCUCCUCCUCCUGCACCCCUACCCCGCCCCUCCCCGCGGCGCGCGAGCUCCGUGCCUGCCCGCUAAAUUCCGUUAGCGCCACCUCUUCCCUCCGCCUCGCCCCGCCUUUGGCCCCACAUGUUCGGUCCGGAAAAGCUGUUGGGGCAGCUGCCCAAGCUGGAGACAUACGGGAAUAUGGCGUCCGUGGGGGAUUUUAACUCGGUGAGCGCCAACGUCCCGGCCACCCGGGUGGAGAUCUCCGUGUCUUGCAGGAACCUUUUGGAUAGAGAUACAUUUUCAAAAUCUGAUCCAAUUUGUGUUUUGUACACCCAAGGGAUGGGAAAUAAAGAAUGGAGAGAGUUUGGAAGAACAGAAGUAAUUGACAAUACUUUGAACCCAGAUUUUGUAAGAAAAUUUAUAAUGGAUUACUUUUUUGAGGAGAGACAGAAUCUGCGAUUUGAUUUGUAUGAUGUUGAUUCUAAGAGUCCAAACCUUUCAAAGCAUGAUUUCUUGGGACAAGUGUUCUGUACAUUAGGAGAGAUCGUUGGGUCACAAGGAAGCAGACUAGAAAAACCAGUUAUAUCGAAACUUCCCUGGUGGAACCUGGUUGUCAAAGCAAAAGUGGCUGAUCGAAGUAGCCUGCAGAAAGGAAUUCCUGGGAGGAAAUGUGGCACAAUAAUACUGACAGCAGAGGAACUGAACUGUUGCCGGGAAGCUGUUUUGAUGCAAUUUUGUGCAAACAAAUUAGACAAGAAAGAUUUUUUUGGGAAAUCUGAUCCCUUCCUGGUAUUUUUUCGUAGCAAUGAAGAUGGCAGUUUCACAAUCUGCCACAAGACAGAAGUUGUAAAGAACACUUUAAAUCCAGUAUGGCAGGCAUUCAAGUUAUCCAUCAGAGCACUUUGUAAUGGAGAUUAUGACCGAACAAUUAAGAUAGAAGUGUAUGACUGGGAUAGAGAUGGAAGUCAUGAUUUUAUUGGAGAAUUCACCACAAGCUAUAGGGAAUUGUCUAGAGGACAGUCACAGUUUAAUGUAUAUGAGGUAAUAAAUCCAAAGAAAAAAGCAAAAAAGAAAAAGUAUGUUAAUUCAGGAACAGUAACAUUACUUUCCUUCCUAGUGGAAACAGAAGUUUCAUUUCUCGACUAUAUUAAAGGAGGGACUCAAAUCAAUUUCACCGUGGCUAUUGAUUUUACAGCUUCAAAUGGUAACCCUGCACAUCCAACAUCACUUCACUACAUGAAUCCAUACCAACUGAAUGCAUAUGGAAUGGCAUUAAGGGCAGUAGGUGAAAUCAUUCAAGAUUAUGAUACUGACAAAAUGUUUCCAGCUCUAGGCUUUGGUGCAAAACUGCCCCCAGAUGGAAGAAUAUCUCAUGAGUUUGCCUUGAAUGGAAAUCCACAAAAUCCUUACUGCAGUGGAAUUGAUGGUGUAAUGGAAGCAUACUAUAUGAGUUUAAAAUCUGUGCAACUUUAUGGACCAACCAACUUUGCUCCUGUUAUUAAUCAUGUAGCAAGAUAUGCUGCCUCAAUAAAAGAUGGCUCCCAGUAUUUUGUUCUUCUCAUUGUUACAGAUGGAGUCAUUUCUGAUAUGGCUCAGACAAAGGAGUCCAUAGUGAACGCUGCAAAACUCCCAAUGUCAAUAAUAAUAGUGGGUGUUGGACCUGCGGAAUUUGAUGCCAUGGAAGAAUUGGAUGGUGAUGAAAUAAGAGUUUCAUCAAGAGGAGUUUAUGCAGAAAGAGAUAUAGUACAGUUUGUACCAUUUCGGGAUUAUAUUGACAGAACUGGAAACCACAUAUUAAGUAUGGCCCGACUUGCAAGAGAUGUCUUAGCUGAGGUCCCGGACCAGUUUCUUUCCUACAUGAGGGUCAGAGGAAUCAAGCCAUCUCCGGCACCACCUCCGUACACACCACCUAUUCACGUGGUACAGACUCAGAUAUGAGCACUUUGAAUAUUGAAUACUUUUCAAAAUUAGACAGUGCUGCCAAGAAAGAGUUUUCCAGUACAGUGAUGCACUUUAAGAGCCAGCAAGCUCUUUGUAUGCAGUGAGUAGAAUUUCCUCGUGGGCUUGGGAAAAGAAAAAGAAAAAUAAGUUAACUUUGUAUACCAAAAUGUUCAAACUUGUUGCACGUGCAACUGAACAGCUUUUAUUUACCAGAAGCAAAAUGGUGAAGUUGUUUCUAAGUGUUACUGUUUCUAACAGAAAAUGCCUAUUAAUACGGGGCCGGGGGAGGGAGGCACGAUUGGAGAAAGCACAAGACCACGGGUUCCAUUCAGAAGUCUUUGUCUUUCUGACCUAAUACGUACAUGUAUAUAAUGUGAAUGCAAACCCUCUGUAUCACUGUUUACAUGUUACUGUUUACUUUUGAAAUUUAACAACUUUUUAUACGUAGUUAUUCUUAAACAUUUGUCUUCUAUCUUGCAAUAGUAAAAAUCCACAAGAGAAGCAAUAUCUCUUUGAAUGAUUGUCCAGACGAAUUAGGUGCAAAGCUAAAAAUAGAAAGUGGGGACAAAUGCAUUCAUAGGUCUCAAUAAUGGAAACACCUCAUUGAAUAGCUCAGCAAAGUAUCAACCUGAUAUAUCUGAGAAUAAGCUUCCAAGAUGUGAAUAGUGUAAGAAAAUGUAUUUUUGCAAGAUACUCUAAUCCUAAAAUAACUUGUGUUUACAUUUUUUAAGAUUGAUUAUGCUGGCAUAAUAAAUGAUAACAACCGUAUCAUGCACUUCUAAGAACUUUUGAGCCCUGUGUUUCCUCGUGUAAGGUGUGAAAUCUGUAAAGUAUCUUGCAUUGAAUAACAAUAGACCUUUGGCAUUAUAUUGCUUUCUGAAGGUGAAUAUUUUACUAUGAUUGACAGUUGCUAUGAGGUUUGUCUAGGUUGGCUAUUCAGAGUGGGGCUGGCUCAUUUUGAGUUGGCUAAGACACAGUCAUAUUGCUAUGGAGGGCACAAUAAGUCGUGAAUCUUAUUUAACUUGAUUAAAACUGCACAAUUGUAUUGUUUUGUGCACAACUUUGUGUAUAGAACUACUCAAGUGUUUUAUGAUAUGCCUGUUCUUAUCUCAAUUAUCCAGUGUUUUUGCAUGUACAGUUUUUACAAGAAAUUCACAUUUUUCUGGGUAUUUGUGUCAAAAUUUUACAGUAGAACAAAUGGCCUUAAAUCUCACAGAUAUCUUGGAAAUGAUUGUGAAUUGCCUUUUACUUUUCUGUCAAAAAUGUGUAAUUGCCUUGUAAUGUGUAGCGCUCUUUUUUGACACAUAACCUGUUUGGUACUUUCUUUAAUAUUAUACAUGUUACACUGAAUAAUAUGAAAUUAAGGUGCGUUUUUAAAGCAUGAAAGGGAUUUCUUCUGGAA
Notechis scutatus (mainland tiger snake) is the source of this 3902-nucleotide messenger RNA. Its product is annotated as copine-8. Gene Ontology annotation, cellular component: plasma membrane. The record is from RefSeq and is a predicted model, not a curated record. Gene Ontology annotation, biological process: cellular response to calcium ion. NCBI's taxonomy places the organism in Eukaryota, Metazoa, Chordata, Lepidosauria, Squamata, Elapidae. Gene Ontology annotation, molecular function: calcium-dependent phospholipid binding.